Anopheles arabiensis is the source of this 1121-nucleotide messenger RNA. RefSeq lists its product as uncharacterized. Bases 708 to 932 code for a protein of 74 amino acids. The transcript is spliced from 3 exons. The record is from RefSeq and is a predicted model, not a curated record. NCBI's taxonomy places the organism in Eukaryota, Metazoa, Arthropoda, Insecta, Diptera, Culicidae.
UACAUUCUUUUGUACAGUAAUCUUAGGAACAAGCGUAAAAUAUUUUCAUAUCUCAGCCAAAAAAAGAAAAACUAUUCCUGUAAAUGGUAUUCAUUUGCAACUGUCGUUUAAAAUCUUCAGCGCCGUUCCUUCAUUUUUUACACUGAAUAUUGGCUUUAUUCAUACAAAGUUGAUUUGAAAAGUCUAAGUGCUUGAACACGUGGCGCAAACGGAAAAAAUAGAACAAUAACGCACCGUUUUUGCUUUGAUUCGCUGAAAUUUACAAAUUCUGAAUCGUUUCCCCCGGAACGGGUGAAUCUGUGACGCGCGAGUAUAAACGCUCCACUCCGCUUCGAAACGUCAAACCGUUCCGACAGCUCGAAAGAUAGGUAGCCGAAAAAAUAAACAACAAAAUCAGAAAAGAAUUAGCAGCAAAGCGGCAUAAUCGAGAGCCAAAUCACGGGGCAUGUAGGCCUGCGGAACCGUUCGCCUGGUGCAGAACGACUACCAAUCAACCCACAAGCAGCUAGCUGGGACUACAAUCAAACGCUCGCCAAACACAAACGCCAUCAGUACGUAAUUCCAAACCUUGGGGGAAAAAAACUUACCAAAAAUUGCGAAAUUCGUUAUCCCCAAUCGCCCUGGGUGGAUCUAGCGCAUAAAGACAGCCCGUGCCAAAUCCGGCAAUUAAUCCGGCGCCCCAGUCAUCCGGACAGUAACACUUAAAGAUGCAAAAGCUAAAGAUGUUCGUGCAGCGAAACCUGGUGACGAUCGUGAUGAUUCCAUCGCUGAUCGGUCUGCACUGGGCGUGGGACUCGCUGCAGCACAACCGAGCCCUCGUGUCCGACUACGAGCGCAAGGAUCUGCCGGUCGUAAUCGCGGCAAAAGCGCUAUGGGAGCGGGUCACCAACAAAGCAGAGUCCAGCGAACAGCAGCAGGACAAAUCGCAGUAACGUGCAUGGAAUUCUGCUCCUUCCAACACCAAGGAGCGCACCGACAUGAAUCGUUUUUGUAUAUGAAUCGUUGUUGUUUUGCAUCUCGCGCCCGGCAGCACUAUCCCGGAAUCGGGGAUUCGUUUGGCGGAGGCGAGGGCGGUCUUGUAUGCGAAAUAAAUUAAAGCAUGAGUAGCGUUUAAAGCUGGA